Molecule: messenger RNA, 486 nt
Organism: Trypanosoma theileri
Lineage: Eukaryota; Euglenozoa; Kinetoplastea; Trypanosomatida; Trypanosomatidae
Product: putative protein phosphatase 2C
Exons: 1
Coding region: 1-486 (161 amino acids)
Biological process (GO): protein dephosphorylation
Molecular function (GO): cation binding; protein serine/threonine phosphatase activity
Source: RefSeq, a predicted model, not a curated record
AUGAUGUCAUUGAUGGCCAAAGGUAGUCUUACAUUUUCCAUUCGUAAAUACGGAGUGUCAUCAGAGCAGGGAUCUCGAAAAACAAUGGAAGAUCAGCAUGCGAUGGUUGCUGAAACCAUUCCUUUCUUUGGUGUAUAUGAUGGCCAUGGUGGCACGCAGUGUGCUGAGUUUCUUCGCGAUAACUUACACACGUUUAUUCUUAGUCGACCGGAUGUCAUGACAGACCCCGAGCAUGCAAUACGUGCUGGGAUAGCCACAGCUGAGAGGGUAUUCCUCGCCAAGUGCGCAAAUGAAAAGAUUGAAUCUGGCAGCACAUGCGCAAUUGCUAUGAUUGUUGACGAUACACUAGUGACUGGAAAUGUCGGUGAUACUGAGAUAGUACUGUGUCGUGCAGGGUCUCCACUAUUGUUAUCAACAAAACACAGUCUACACUGCGGUGAGGCGAUUGGUGUGGCAUUGCCGAAUUUCAGAAACAUAUUAUCUUAA